GGGGGGGGGAGAGUCUGAGUGGAUCUCUUUUAUCACCGCGUCAAUAGUCUUUCGGGGUUUUUUUUUUUCCGCCGCUAAAUAUUUCCCUGAAAUCGCUUGGAAAUUUACAACCAUCUUCAAUCGGCGCUGGAGUGUAAAAGUGGGCGAAAAUCCACCGGUUGAAAGGAAUGUUGUUUACCUCCCUCAAGGCUUCAUGUUUGCAGUGAGAAGGAAGAAGAACGAACCCUCCCGACCCGGAUUAUUGUUGUUAUAUUACUCGGAGUAGCUGCAAAGAGCGACACAGGAACGGUGAGGGGAGCUCAAGAGGCUGAUCCGAAACGCUUACUACAAUUUCUUUUUGUUGAAACACCCAAGUCCUGAGCAGAAGGGAGAUGUGAAGGCUGGUCGGAGAGCAGCGACACUGAGCAUCCUGCACAUCGACACGACCCCCCACCCCCAUCUUCAGCAUGAAUGGGGAUAUGCCUCAUGUUCCCAUUACCACUCUUGCUGGGAUUGCUAGCCUCACUGACUUGUUAAACCAGCUGCCCUUGCCUUCCCCUCUCCCUGCCACCACCACUAAGAGCCUGCUGUACAAUGGGAGGAUCGCCGAAGAGGUCAACUGUCUCUUGGCCCGCAGGGACGACAACCUUGUCUCCCAGCUGGUCCACAGCCUUAACCAGGUCUCCACCGAGCACAUAGAGCUGAAGGACAACCUGGGCAGCGAUGACCCGGAAGGCGACAUGCCGGUGCUGCUGCAGACGGUGCUGUCCAGGAACCCCAACAUCUUCAGGGAGAAAAGUAUAAUGCAACAGCCAAUGAUGCCGCCAUACAAGAUUCCUCAAAAUUCCAUGCAUGGCAGCCCGGCAUCCACAAACUACCAGCAAACCCCUGUUACUCCCAGCCCUCCUAGUCGUUUUGUUCAGCCUCAGACGGGCUCCGGUGCCCGGUUCAUUCCCCAACAAAACAGCCCUGUGCCCAGCCCGUAUGCCCCUCAGAGCCCUGCCGGUUACAUGCAGUACCCUCAUCCUCCCACUUACUCUCAGCAUCAACAGAUCCAAGUCUCUGUGGCUAGUCCCAUGGUGCCUGGUAUGAGAAACAUCCACGACAACAAGGUCUCCGGGCAAAUGUCAAGUAACUCAGCCAAUCACAACGCGCGGCAUUGCUCCAAUGAAGAGUACAUGAACAUAGUCCACAGACUGGGAAAUGAGGAGACUGAUCCUUCGAUGAGAAAUGCCUCCUUCCCCCUCCGAUCGCCCCAGUCCGUGUGCUCUCCUGCUGGAAGUGAAGGGACCCCAAAAGUUGGAUCGCGGCCACCUCUGAUCCUCCAGUCCCCGCCUCCAUACACCUCACCACGAGAUGCCGCUCCUGACCUCCUCAUGGACUCGCCUGAGCGGAAGAAAAAGCAAAAGAAAAUGAUAAAGGAAGAGGGUGAGAAAGGCGCCAUGUACGACAUCGUGAGCUCGCCCUCUAAAGACUCCACCAAGCUGACGCUGAAGCUCUCGCGGGUCAAAUCGGCGGAGACGGAGCAGCCUGGUGAGCUUAUGUCCGGUGGCAUGGAGCAUGGCUCAGACGCAGAGAACGAUCUGCCCUGCAACAGCUUUCGGGAACAGUCAGGGUACCAGCAGGUCCCGGUGCUGCAAAACACAGGGGCACUCGCUGCCAAACAGCCUGGAGCAGUCAGCGGGACACCCUACGAUGAGGCUGAAUUGGAUGCGCUGGCUGAGAUCGAAAGGAUAGAGCGCGAAUCGGCUAUUGAACGAGAGCGCUGCUCGAAGGAGGUUCAGGAUAAAGAUAAACCCCUAAAGAAGCGGAAACAGGACUCAUACCCUCAGGAGCCUGGCGCUGCUGGUACUGCCGGAGGCCCUGGCGUAGGCGGUGGGGGCAGCGCAGGGAACAAACCAACGCCUCAGGAGGCUAGUGCUGCCAGCAACGGGGCUAACCGUCCAGCACUUAUGGUCAGCAUAGACCUUCAGCAGGCAGGAAGAGCCGAGGGGCAGCUUGAAUGCCCUGUGCCUGCUCAGGAGGCCCAGCGCUGGGCCGAGGAUGGCUCUGACUCAACUGGGGUACUGCGACUCAAGUCAAAAACGGAUGAGGAGCUUCAGAGGGCAGCAGACGGACGGCCUGAGGUUAUAAAGCAGCAGAAAACGGCUUCAGACGGCCGCCCCGAGAUGCCAAAAAACAAGCAGGACAGCCGGCGUGACUCCUCAGGAAAGGUGCAGGGCUCGGACAAGCGGCCUGACCUGUCAAAGCACCGGCACGACGGCAAGCAGGACAAAAUCCGUCCCGAGACUCCCCGAAAAGACAGCCGCCCGGAGCUUUCCCGGGACGGCCACAGAGAGGAAAAACACAAAGAUAGAGAGCGGGACAGGGAGCGCAGCAGUGACGGCUCCAAAAUCCGAAGGCCGGAAACACCCAAAUCUUCCAGCAGGUCGGAGCAGGAGCGCCCUGGCCGAGACAGGGACAGAGACAGGGACCGAGAUAAAGACAGAGACAAAGACAGAGAUCGUGAGCGUAAACACCGGUCUGAAUCCAGAGAACACCGGGACAGGCGCUCUCCUGAGCACCGGUCCCGGCCUGACAGUCCCCGCGUGAAACAAGAAAGCCGAAGUGGGCCAGACUCAGGUCGAUCCCGCACUGACCUCAAAUCUCCUAACAGCAAAGAGGAGAGGCGGAGCUCUGACGGUACCAGGAAAAGUACUGAUGGCUCUAAGCUGCCUCCCCCUGACAGCAAAGCUGGAGAGUUUCCUGAUUUCCUUCUGGGCGGCAGGUCUGGUGCACUGAAAAACUUUGUCAUUCCCAAGCUGAAACGCGACAAGGAUGGGAACGCAGAACCCAGACGACCUGGGGAGUUUUGGAGCCAGCCAAGGGUGAAGCUAGAGAGGCUCGGGCUGGUAGAAGACAUCAGCAAACGGUCCAAACCUGUGGUGGUGCUUCAGAAGCUCUCCCUCGACGAGGUGCAGAAAAUCAUCAAGGAGAGGCAUGCGACCACCUCCAAAUCCGGCAAGAACAGGUCUUCCUAUGGGAAAUCCUCAAAAGGGGGUAUUGAUGAGUCGGUGCUCAAGGAGCUUCCUCCUCAUCUGCUUGCAGAAAUCGAGUCCACCAUGCCUCUGUGCGAGAGGGUGAAGAUGAACAAACGCAAACGCAGCACAGCCAAUGAGAAGCCAAAGUAUGCUGAGGUCAGCUCAGAUGAAGAUACUGAAUCAGAGUCGGCCCCAAAGCGAUCGAAGAAGGACCGGGAUCGGACGUGGGAGUACGAGGACAGAAGGGUUUCCGGAGAGCGUAGGCGUAGUGGAGGCUACAACGAUGGCCGCAGAGGUUCAGGCAGCCGAUACCGAGAUCACAGUCCAGACGAUUCCGGGAACGAGACUCCUCCUCCCAGUAUGAGUGAUGUAUUCAAAAAGAUGAAGAUGAAGGAAAAGCAGAAAAAGAGGAAAGCCUACGAGCCGAAGCUAACUCCAGAAGAAAUGAUGGACUCUUCGACGUUCAAGAGAUUCUUGGCAAGUGUGGACAACAUUUUAGAAAACUUGGAGGAUGUGGACUUGACAUCGUUAACCGCAGAUGAUGACGAGAUCCCUCAGGAACUGCUCCUUGGGAAACACCAGCUAUCGGAGUUGGGCAGUGAAUCAGCCAAAAUCAAAGCAAUGGGCAUCGCAUACAGGAUUCCAUCUGACAAGCUCGUGAAAGUGCUGAGCAUAUUGGAGAAAAACAUACAGGACGGCGCUAAGCUCUCCACGCUCAUGAACCACGACAAUGAGGCAGAAGAUGAAGAACGGUUAUGGCGUGACCUCAUCAUGGAGCGGGUAACCAAAUCGGCCGACUCUUGCUUGACGGCCCUGAACAUCAUGACCUCACCGCGCAUGCCCAAGGCCGUCUACAUCGAGGACGUGAUCGAGAGGGUGCUGCAGUUCACCAAGUUCCAUCUGCAGAACACCCUGUACCCUCAGUAUGACCCUGUCUAUAGAGUGGACCCACACGGAGGUGGCAUGUUGAGCUCGAAAGCCAAACGGGCCAAGUGUUCCACACACAAGCAAAGGGUUAUCGUGAUGCUCUACAACAAAGUGUGUGACAUCGUCAGCAACAUCUCAGAGCUGCUGGAGAUCCAGCUACUCACGGACACUACAAUUCUGCAGGUCUCUUCAAUGGGAAUCACACCGUUCUUUGUGGAGAAUGUCAGCGAGCUUCAGCUCUGUGCCAUUAAGCUGGUCACGGCUGUCUUCUCCCGCUAUGAGAAACACAGGCAGCUCAUCCUGGAGGAGAUCUUCACCUCUCUCGCCAGGCUCCCCACCAGCAAAAGAAGCUUGAGGAACUUUCGGUUGAACAGCAGUGAUGUUGACGGGGAGCCCAUGUACAUCCAGAUGGUAACGGCUCUGGUGCUGCAGCUUAUACAGUGCGUGGUGCAUCUUCCUAACGAGAAGGAUAACACAGAUGACGAGUACGAAAAGAAAGUGGACCAGGAUGUCCUGAUCACAAACUCGUAUGAAACUGCAAUGAGGACAGCACAGAAUUUCCUCUCUGUUUUCCUCAAAAAAUGUGGCAGCAAACAGGGAGAGGAGGACUAUCGGCCUUUGUUUGAAAACUUCGUGCAGGACCUUCUCUCAACGGUCAACAAACCAGAGUGGCCCGCUGCCGAAUUGCUGCUCAGUCUCCUGGGCCGGUUACUGGUGCACCAGUUCAGUAACAAGCAGACUGAGAUGGCACUCAGAGUGGCCUCUUUGGACUACCUGGGAACGGUUGCUGCUCGCCUCCGUAAAGACGCCGUCACGAGCAAAAUGGACCAGAGAUCUAUAGACCGCAUCCUCAGAGAGGUGUCUGGCAAUGAUGAGACUCAGCAGCUUCAGAAAGCUCUGUUGGAUUACUUGGAUGAAAACGUGGAGACCGACCCGUCUCUUUUGUUUGCAAGGAAGUUCUACAUCGCUCAGUGGUUCAGGGACACCACUACAGAGACCGAGAAGGCAAUGAAGUCUCAGAACCAGAAGGAAGAAGACUCUGCAGAAGGAGCGCACCAUGCCAAGGACAUAGAGACCACAGGCGAGAUCAUGCAGAGAGCCGAGAAACGCAAGCAGUUUUUGCGGUCCAUCAUCAAGACCACUCCGUUGCAGUUUGGUACAUUGAAAAUGAACUCGGACACUGUGGACUACGAAGACGCCUGUUUAGUCGUGCGAUAUUUGGCCUCUAUGAGGCCGUUUGCACAGAGCUUUGAUAUUUAUUUAACACAGAUCUUGAGAGUGCUGGGAGAGAGUGCGAUUGCUGUGAGAACGAAAGCGAUGAAGUGUCUGUCAGAGGUGGUGGCUGUGGAUCCCAGCAUUCUGGCUCGGUUGGACAUGCAGCGCGGAGUCCACGGUCGGCUAAUGGAUAACUCCACCAGUGUGCGGGAAGCUGCUGUUGAGUUGCUCGGCCGAUUCGUACUGAGUCGCCCUCAGCUGACUGAACAAUACUACGACAUGCUCAUUGAGAGGAUACUGGAUACGGGCAUUAGUGUGAGAAAGAGGGUGAUUAAGAUCUUGCGAGACAUCUGUCUGGAGCAGCCCACCUUCAACAAGAUCACGGAGAUGUGUGUGAAGAUGAUCCGAAGGGUCAACGAUGAAGAAGGCAUUAAGAAACUGGUAAAUGAAACAUUCCAGAAGUUGUGGUUCACUCCAACUCCAAAUCACGAUAAGGAAACCAUGACCAGGAAGAUCAUCAAUAUCACUGAUGUGGUGUCUGCAUGCAGGGAUUCUGGUUAUGACUGGUUCGAACAGCUGCUUCAGAAUUUGCUAAAGACUGAGGAAGACGCCUCCUAUAAGCCAACCCGGAAAGCCUGUGCCCAGCUCGUCGACAAUCUCGUGGAGCACAUCCUCAAAUAUGAGGAGGAGUCUCUCACUGACUGUGAGAGUAAAGGGGUGAACUCAAAUCGCUUAGUGGCCUGCAUCACCACGCUCUACCUCUUCAGCAAGAUCCGAGCGCAGCUGAUGGUGAAACACGCGAUGACCAUGCAGCCCUAUUUGACCACCAAGUGCAACAACCAGAAUGACUUCAUGGUCAUCUGUAAUGUAGCUAAAAUCUUAGAGUUGGUGGUGCCUCUGAUGGACCAUCCCAGCGAGACCUUUCUCACCACCAUUGAGGAAGACUUGAUGAAGCUCAUUAUCAAAUAUGGAAUGACGGUUGUGCAGCAUUGUGUAAGCUGUCUUGGGGCAAUAGUGAACAAGGUCACUCACAACUACAAGUUUGUCUGGGCUUGUUUUAACCGGUACUAUGGGGCACUAAACAAGCUAAAGACCCAGCACCAGGAGGACCCGAAUAGCAUGGUGCUGGUGUCCAACAAACCGGCGCUGCUGCGGUCUCUCUUCACUGUAGGAGCUCUGUGCAGGCACUUUGACUUUGACCGAGAAGAGUUCAAAGGAAAUAACAAGGUUGUCAUAAAGGACAAGGUGUUAGAGCUGCUUCUGUAUUUCACCAAGAACGAGGACGAGGAGGUGCAGACGAAGGCCAUCAUUGGCUUGGGUUUCCUGUUCAUCCAGCACCCAGGCCUAAUGUUCGUCCCUGACGUGAAGACCCUGUACAACGGCCUCCUGUCAGACAGGAAGAAGUCUGUAAACCUGAAGAUCCAGGUGCUGAAGAACCUACAGACGUACUUGCAGGAAGAGGACUCACGAAUGCAGGAAGCUGACAGGGAGUGGAAGAAGCUGUCCAAGCAGGAGGAUCUGAAGGAGAUGGGUGACAUCUCGUCGGGUAUGAGCAGCUCCAUCAUGCAGCUGUACCUCAAGCAGGUCCUGGAGGCCUUCUUCCACACGCAGUCCAACGUGCGUCACUUUGCCCUCAACGUCAUCGCUCUUACACUCAACCAGGGUCUCAUUCAUCCCGUACAGUGUGUCCCUUAUUUGAUUGCCAUGGGAACCGAUCCCGAGCCCACAAUGAGGAACAAAGCAGACCAGCAGCUGGUGGAAAUUGAUAAGAAGUACACAGGAUUUAUUCACAUGAAGGCUGUGGCGGGGAUGAAGAUGUCCUACCAAGUCCAGCAGGCCAUAAUGGCAUCCCGGGACAUGAUCAUCCGGGGUUUCCGUCAAGACGAGUCUAGCUCAGCGCUCUGUUCGCACCUUUUCACCAUGGUGCGGGGAAAUCGGCAGCACCGGAGAGCCUUCCUCAUCUCACUGCUCAAUCUGUUUGAUGAUAGUGCGAAGACGGAAGUGAACAUGCUGCUCUUCAUUGCCGACAACCUGGCGUGUUUCCCGUACCAGACCCAGGAGGAGCCUCUCUUCAUCAUGCAUCAUAUCGACAUCACGUUGUCAGUGUCCGGCAGCAACCUCCUGCAGUCCUUCAAAGAGUCUUUGCUAAAAGACUCGAGGCAAAGGGAAAAGAAGAAGAAAAAGAAGGAACGGGAAAAGAAAUACGGCUCGGAGGAGGAAGAUGAGGACGAAGAGGAUCCUGAGAGCAGCAGCGAAAGCAGCAGCGACGAAGACGAUGAGGUCGUCCAUAGGUCGAAGAAGGCUAAGCGGGCUGCGGUGAGCUCCGAUUCAGACUCGGACCUCGAGGCUGACGACGUGGACAAGGUCAUGGACCGUCUUCCGGACAACCCCAUGCCUCUGCUUGAUUUUGCCAACGCCUCUCAGGGCAUCCUGCUCCUCUUAGUGCUCAAACAGCACUUAAAGAACCUCUAUGGCUUCUCUGACAGCAAAAUCCAGAAAUACUCGCCAACGGAGUCAGCGAAAGUGUACGACAAAGCGGUGAACAGGAAAACCAACGUGCAUUUUAACCCACGGCAGACGCUGGACUUCCUGACCAACAGUCUCUCCAACGCCGAGCUCACGUACGAAGUCAAGAGAAGGAUCGUCAGGCAAUACUUAGACUUUAAGGUACUGAUGGAGCACUUGGAUCCUGACGAAGAGGAUGAGGAAGGUGAGGCGUCAGCUAGCACCCAUGCCAGAAACAAAGCCAUCACUGCUCUGCUGGGAGGCUCCAGCCCGAAAAACAACGCUGCCGACUCAUACGAUGAAGACAGCGAUGGAGAUGAGAAAAUGCCUGGAUCGUCACGGAGAUCCAAAAGAGGCGGAGAUUCCGCAGAUGCAUCAGGUCACAUGAACGAAACGGUAGAAGCCAUGGACGUCAUCGCCAUCUGUUGCCCCAAGUACAAGGACCGGCCGCAGAUAGCUCGCGUUAUCCAGAAGACGAGCAACGGUUACAGCGUGCACUGGAUGGCUGGCUCGUACUCCGGCACUUGGGCCGAGGCCAAGAAACGGGACGGACGCAAACUGGUGCCUUGGGUGGACACUAUCAAGGAAUCAGACAUCAUUUACAAGAAAAUCGCCUUGACGAGCGCGCACAAGCUGACUAACAAAAUGGUGCAGACUUUACGCUCACUGUACGCAGCCAAGGAGGGGACUUCCAGCUAAUCCGACUCCAGUUACUCCACCAGGAACUCUCAGCAGCCAAACUUUAUUGGGAUCCAACAUUUUCUAACUCGGACAGUGUGGCAAGAGUACUCAUGGACUCACAAAAGCUCAAGAUUGGCUGUCUAAAGAGUGAGGAGAGGGAAAGGAAGGAAGGGGGGAAGCAUUUUAAAAGUCGUGAGGACCUGCAGGAAAGCAUUCUGUGGACACAUUUUAAGUUAAACAGGACAAACGCAUCUAGAAGGAAAUGUUUGGAAAAUGUGUGGGAGCUCCUUCGCUGUUGUGCAGCAACUCAGUUGUGUGAUUUUUACUCCCACUGUAUCAUAGUUUAACAGAAAAAAACAAUAAACACAAAAACAAAAAUGUUUAUAUCUCUGACGAAAAAAUCUGUUUAAAAAAAUAAACUUAAAGUGAAUGUUGGAAAUUAGUCUGUUGAUGUUCUUAAUAAAGUGUUCUUGGAGUUAAACCUAGCACCGGAUGGAUUUCUUUAGCUUAGCUCAGUGUCCAGGGAAAGAAACUUUUAAAUAUUUCUUCUGCUUUGUUUUACUCCCUUUUUUUUUUCCCCUUUCUUUUUUUUUUAAACUCAUGCUGUACAAUGGAGUCUCCUGGACAUAAUUUAUUCUGUUCAAAGCAGAGCAUGCAGUAUCUGUGGCCUACAUGCAGGGGGAGAUUAAUUUUUUUUCCUUUUUUUUUUUUUUGUAAAUGUAGAUUUUGAUGUAUUAGGUCACCCUAGAGAGAAAAAAGGGAUCCCCAGCACUUCUGGCGGAACAAAUACUGCAAUAAAUUUUUUUACUUCUCUUUGUUA
Molecule: messenger RNA, 9147 nt
Organism: Neoarius graeffei (lesser salmon catfish)
Lineage: Eukaryota; Metazoa; Chordata; Actinopteri; Siluriformes; Ariidae
Gene: nipblb
Product: NIPBL cohesin loading factor b
Exons: 47
Coding region: 447-8345 (2632 amino acids)
Biological process (GO): regulation of gene expression; embryonic viscerocranium morphogenesis; replication-born double-strand break repair via sister chromatid exchange
Cellular component (GO): Scc2-Scc4 cohesin loading complex
Molecular function (GO): chromatin binding
Source: RefSeq, a predicted model, not a curated record